Molecule: messenger RNA, 1633 nt
Organism: Abrus precatorius (Indian licorice)
Lineage: Eukaryota; Viridiplantae; Streptophyta; Magnoliopsida; Fabales; Fabaceae
Product: probable GTP-binding protein OBGM, mitochondrial
Exons: 6
Coding region: 116-1627 (503 amino acids)
Cellular component (GO): mitochondrion
Molecular function (GO): GTPase activity; GTP binding; magnesium ion binding
Source: RefSeq, a predicted model, not a curated record
UUCUGCUUCACUUCGUAUUGCUGAAUUCAGGUGUGAAUCAACACAUAGAGGACUUACCUGGUUCCGGCCUUAGAAGUCAAUAUUUUAUGCAAAUAUUAAAACCAACCAUACACUAAUGUUGGUCUUUCAAGCACGGUCCAUUAAACAUCUAGAAGCUUUUACUCAAAGAUGUAUAUCUAGAUUGUCCAUUACACUCUAUGCUCGUUACUCGGAUGCUCCUUCCAAGAAAUCUAAGCUUUCUCCUUUGCAGGAGAGAAGAAUGAUAGACCAGUGUAAGAUAUUUGCAAAAGCAGGUGAUGGAGGUAAUGGUUGCUCGAGCUUUCGCAAGGGCAGACCUGAUGGUGGCAAUGGUGGGAGAGGCGGUGACGUGAUUCUGGAAUGCUCUCCCAGAGUUUGGGACUUCAGUGGUUUGCAGCGUCACCUGAUAGCAGAGAAAGGGGGACAUGGAUCAUCAAAGAUGAUGAUAGGAACCAGAGGGGCUGAUAAGGUUGUCCGCGUACCGGUUGGCACUGUUCUUCACCUUGUUAGUGGUGAUAUUCCUUCUAUAGUUAAAACCCAAUCCUCAACAGAUGUAGACCCUUGGGAGAUUCCUGGUGCACUUGUUGAUGAUCUUCCUGACCCUUGCAAUGGUUCUAUCUCCAAUGUUAAAUGUGGGGAAGAAGUCAAAGCAAUACAUCCUACUAGUCGCUCCUCAUCACGAGCUGCUGAAACAAAUGUUGAGAAAUCUGAAAAAUCAGGACACGUUGCAUCAAAAGCUGUAUCUUCUCAACCUUCCACUUCUAAGUGGACUGCCGAAAAUGGCACAGAGAAUAGAGGAGAUAUACUAUACAAUGUUGCUGAAUUCACAAAAGAAGGUCAAAAAAUUCUCAUUGCUUGUGGAGGUGAGGGUGGUCUGGGCAAUGUGUCUCUUUCCAAGGAUUCAAAGAAGCCUACGACUGUGAAGGAAGGGGCAUUUCAACAGCACAUAUCUAACCUUCAGGACUCUGACACUGUUUACUCCUCCCUGCAUGUAGGUUUACCUGGUUCUGAGACUGUUCUUAUAUUAGAACUCAAGAGCAUUGCUGAUGUAAGCUUUGUGGGAAUGCCUAAUGCUGGUAAAAGCACUUUACUUGGGGCUAUAUCAAGGGCCAAGCCUACCGUUGGUGACUAUGCUUUCACUACUCUUAGGCCAAAUUUGGGGAAUCUGAACUAUGAUGAUCUCUCAAUAACUGUGGCUGAUAUUCCUGGACUCAUAAAGGGUGCACACCAAAAUCGUGGACUUGGACAUGCAUUUCUGCGCCACAUAGAACGCACAAAGGUUCUGGCCUAUGUGAUAGACUUGGCUGCUGCUAUAGAUGGAAGAAAAGGAAUUCCACCAUGGGAACAACUGAAAGAUUUAAUUCUAGAGCUCGAGUACCAUCAAGAUGGUUUAUCCAAUCGACCAUCCUUGAUAGUUGCAAAUAAGAUUGAUGAGGAAGGUGCAGAUGAAGUGUAUAAAGAGUUAAAGAGAAGGGUCCAGGGUGUUCCCAUAUUUCCUGUGUGCGCUGUUUUGGAGGAAGGGAUAGCAGAGCUUAAGGCUGGCCUUAGAAUGCUUGUCAGUGGUGAAAUGUCAUACAGACUUUGCCUAGAUCAAAUUGUGCUUGGUUAGAUUGUU